Molecule: messenger RNA, 1806 nt
Organism: Pseudogymnoascus verrucosus
Lineage: Eukaryota; Fungi; Ascomycota; Leotiomycetes; Thelebolales; Thelebolaceae
Exons: 3
Coding region: 309-1601 (430 amino acids)
Biological process (GO): double-strand break repair via homologous recombination; peptidyl-serine dephosphorylation
Cellular component (GO): cytoplasm; nucleus
Molecular function (GO): protein serine/threonine phosphatase activity
Source: RefSeq, a predicted model, not a curated record
CACAGCAUCCAGGAACUGAAUUGGCGCACGACAGGAACGAAUUUAUUGGGUUUAUGCAACUCUUUACUUUGCCAUAAUAUCGGGAACUAUACAGAAACCUAACAAUAUUGCCAUUUAACGCCUUAUUUGACCCUGUCGCACACUGUGCACAUCGAUAGAGCGCCCCGAUUCGAAUCUGUGGGCUAUCCUACGCCAACUUUCAGCACCUCAACGUCCAGCUGUGUUGUAGCAUUGAAGUAGACACGCGCUUCAAACAUUCCAGAUAGGAGGCGCGACCUGCGCGGUCCAACCCCCAAAGACAAUACAAGAUGAGCGACUUGGAUAAGGCUAUUGCACAGCUGCGGGAAUGUCGGCCAAUACCAGAAUCACAGGUCAGGGAAUUAUGCUAUAAGGCGCGAGAGCUGUUGGUGGAGGAGGGAAAUGUUGUAACAGUCACCGCACCUGUGACGAUAUGUGGCGAUAUCCACGGCCAGUUUCACGAUCUCAUGGAGCUCUUUCGAGUUGGUGGCGACGUUCCGGACACAAACUACCUCUUUAUGGGCGACUUUGUCGACCGUGGUUUCUACAGUCUCGAAUCAUUCCUGCUUCUCCUCUGCCUCAAAGUCCGAUACCCAGACCGGAUGACGCUCAUCCGUGGAAACCAUGAGUCGCGCCAGAUCACAACCGUAUACGGCUUUUAUGAUGAGUGCCUGCGCAAAUACGGUUCCGCAAACGUGUGGCGCUACUGCUGCGACGUCUUUGACUACCUUGCCCUGGGUGCGAUCGUCCUCAACGCCUCCGCCACCUUGCAGCCCAACGACAAGAUCCCCAUCCGCCCACAAGCCCCGGAAAUAACCAACACCGAAGAUUAUGAUGAGGCAGACAUCGAGAUUGAAGUCCUCAACUCAGAGGGCGGCAUCCUCCACCGUUUCCCUCGGAAGGGCAGCAAACGAAACGACGUCCUUGUGCGCACUCCUACCGCCUCUACUACACCAACCAAGACCGGCCCUCCCGGCUCCGGCGCCUCAGCUCACAGCAACGGAACCUCCGGUAACAAUUCCACGGCCGUAUUCUGCGUGCACGGCGGGCUCAGCCCCCUCGCCGAAACGCUCGACAAGAUCCGCCUCAUCGACCGCAAGCAGGAAGUCCCGCACGAGGGCUCCAUGUGUGAUCUUCUGUGGUCCGACCCGGAGGACAUCCAGGGCUGGGGUCUCUCGCCACGUGGAGCCGGCUUCCUCUUCGGUGCCAGCACGGUGCAGAACUUCAACCACGCGAAUAACAUCUCGAUGAUUGCGCGUGCGCAUCAGCUUGUUAUGGAGGGUUUCAAAGAGAUGUUCGACAACACCAUCGUCACGGUCUGGUCCGCGCCGAACUACUGCUACCGCUGCGGGAACGUGGCGGCUAUUAUGGAGCUCGGCGAGGAUGGGGGCGGCGGGGACGGGGUGUUGGCGAGGAGUAACGGCGAGGUCGGCCGCAGUGCCGCCCUGCAGCAGGGGGAUCUGGAUGAGAACGCCGUGAGCCUUAACCCAGGGCCAGCGAGGAGAUACCGAGUGUUUCAAGCCGCUCCGCAAGAUUCCCGAGGCAUGCCUGCUAAAAAGCCUCAAGUUGAAUAUUUCUUGUGAGGGCAUAAGGGGCCUUUAUUCAUGUUAUUUGAAGAUGGGGGAUGUGAUUUGGGAUGGGGAGUUGUGUGGUGGGUGUGCUUAUGAACCUUGAUGAAUUUUACGGGCAUGAGGCGAGUCGGUAUUCACGGCGUAGGCGGGAUAUGGGUAAGAAAUGCAUACAUACUAUGAUACCAAAACGAUUGUUCUACUUAAAUCAAACUCCAAC